Eimeria acervulina is the source of this 516-nucleotide messenger RNA. Its product is annotated as fatty acid elongation protein, putative. Gene Ontology annotation, molecular function: fatty acid elongase activity. Gene Ontology annotation, cellular component: membrane. The transcript has 3 exons. The coding region runs from base 1 to 516 and encodes 171 amino acids. The record is from RefSeq and is a predicted model, not a curated record. NCBI's taxonomy places the organism in Eukaryota, Apicomplexa, Conoidasida, Eucoccidiorida, Eimeriidae.
AUGGGCAUGAUACGCGUUUUACCUCAGCUGCUUUGUUUGAUAUACUUCUGGGGGUUCGAAGCAUCUGUUGCUGCUCCUCCGGUGUAUGCCUACGGCCACGGGCCUGCAGAAAGGCCUCUCUCUUGGGGUAUAUUCGUUACAGUUGCUCAAAUAUCUCAGAUGUUUAUAGGUGUAGGUGUUACGUUUGUUUCUAUGUACAUUGCAUGCACUGCACCUUAUAAGGCUCUGUGGCACAGACAGCAGCUCGAUGAUGCACUUAGCUACGGACAUUAUAUAACAUUAAAAAAUCUUUACUGGGCGUGCUUAAUGUAUUCAACAUAUUUCUAUCUAUUUGCUGAGUACUUCGUUAAACGUUAUCUUAGAAAGCCUCAAAACAAUAAACACCAGCAGCAUCAACUGCAGCACCCCAAGGAGCAUCAACACGAAGCAGCAGCAACAACAGCAGAAGAUGAAACAGCAGCAGAAACAGCAGUGGCCAAGAAGCAGCAGAAAGAUGUCUAUAAACGCAAACAGUAA